AUGGAUCUUUCGCCUCGUUUACACGGGGCAUCGGACCUGGCUUCGAGGAUGCAAACUCCUCUCGAGCAACUCUCCCCGUCCCUUGAUAGUCUUGAGGAACGUCAUAUCCGGGCCGUUGUGAUACUGCUAUGGCCAUACUCGUCUGCCACGAAGCAAUUUAGCUUGCUCCUUUCGGAGCCAGAUUUCCGACUCAGAGACAGAAAGGGCCAGGUCAGGGUCAGUUUCCGAGGUAUGAGUGCGAAAGCGGUGGCAGAAUCACAAGUUAGCAUUGGGGAUACUGUGAUUUUGAGUCUUGACGGUGCACGGUUUCAGAAUCAUGACGCGGAAAUUUGUACCCCAGGAAAGAAUAUUGAUUGGGUUCUUGCAUUUUCGAACGGGGUGCGGCUUGAGGUAUACCGCGAUUCCGAGCUGUUUGCAACUGUCAAGGUUGAAGCUUCUCGGGACGAUCACCCACAUAUUAAUGGCACAAUCCCAGCAACUCCCAAUCGAUCACCCUCAACACCACAAACAGAAACGAACGGACAACCUACUGGCUUGGGUACAGAAAAUUGGGCUUCACCUGCAUUUUCGCAGAAGUUCAGUAGGUCCUUUGGUUCCCUUCCAAAUUCGGCAAUCAAUCCACUCGAAGAAGAGGAUGGGUAUAUCUGGGGUAAGGGGAGGAAACGGACGAAAUUCGGUAGGCCAAGCAGUGAAUGGAUUUUUGUCGAUACGUCGCCCAGUCCCCCGCCGGCUGCUGCGGAUGGAUGGGAAGAUGAAGCCCUUGAACUGGACGAGGACCAACAAGAUGCUACAGUGGAGGGACAUUUUUCCCAAGGCGAUACCGUUCCCAAUUCUCAAACGACUGUUCAUAUGGAUGAUAGAGUCCACGGAAAUGAGGCUACGGAGAUUUCGGAGCCACUGAAGCAGCUAUUGCAAUCCUCAAGUAUGGACGAUACCUUUACACACUCUCAAACCGAGUAUCCGACCGCCAUAUCUUCUCAGAACUCAAGCCGGGAUAUUUCACAUUCACAGCAACCGACCAUAACACCUUUAACUUCGUUUGGCAAUUCGUUUGAACAAGAACAACCAGUAGUCAAUCUUGAGCGUGCUGCUACACCACCAGUGCCAAAAUCAGCUCCUAUGGUUCCUGUCGGCUCUUCUCUUGAAACGCUAUUCUCAAAUGCAAGUUACAAUCUACCACGAUCCAGCAGCCCAACGUCGAGCCUGUUUCAUGGACACGACACUACCUCCUGCCAACUUGUUACACCAAACAUAAGUGGUCAAACUGGCGAUGAAGCAGGAUUUCAAGAUGAGGCUACAGUAACAACGCCUGGGGACGUACAUCGUAUGGCUGUUCCUUGUGCUGAUAAAAUCGACGGUCCCUUAUCUUCAACACCUGUCUAUGGCCUUAGUAAACAACGCCAGUUUGAUCAGGAAACCUCCGAGCCUGAAAAUGUGGUUGACGAAUAUCUAGUACGAAGAAUGCGCUCGCGGCUUGAAGAAGACCCUGAAGGACAUGAGGAUGAGAAACAUGCAGAUAUAUUCGAAGAGGAUGUAAGCGGAAAACUGGAUGAAGAUCUAGAGGAAGAGUUGAUGGAGUUGGAGGAAGAAAUGGAAGAGCGAAUCGAGGAGGAGGCUGGGAAUGAGGAUGAAGAGCAGGAAGAAAACGAAAACUACGAGGAGCAGGAGCUAGCCGAAGAGGAACGGGACGAAUACAUGGAAAUACACUCUGGCGAUGAAAUGGAAAGUGGCGCCUAUGAAUACUCACCACAACUCGAAUCUGAAGAGGAGUAUGAAAGUUCGCGGCUUGAGAUGGAUGAGGAUGCCUUUCCACCGAGACCGACUUAUCUUGCUGUUCCCCGUGCUACGCCAGAAAUAAUCGUUUUGGAUAGUGAUGACGAAAGUCAGGCCUCCGCUGGUAUUACAUCUGCUCCACAGCAUGUGGAUAUCCACAGUCCGGAUGUUCCAUUGACAUCAGGCGAUAUUAAACGGACAAACUUAUCGCAACAGGACUUUACUACUGUUGGUUCCCAACCUCAGAUUGGAUUUGGUGAGAGUCCACGACUAGAAGCGGGAGAUUCCGCGGCGGAAACAGAGAUGCUUGUGCAAGAUUUUACUCCCCAAAAUCUUGGAAAUGCCUCUAGGUUCGAUGAGACUCCUCGGCAAGCAAAGAUUGGUUACGUAGCUGAAACAGCACUUCACAUUGAGACAAAUUCUGUGGUGGUCAAUGGUAAAGGCGAAGAUACCGGCCAUAAACCUGAAGACCUAAACGAGUACCGCCAUGCAAGCCCUUCCUUCUCAGGUUUCAUGUCUGAUGAGGAACCAGAAACUAAGCUCGCUCUGACCAAUGAAAUUGCUAUUGAUCCUCAACUAUACCUGCCUGGAACCCGGAGGAGCUCAGUGACUGAUUCCGAUCCCCGGAGUAGCGUUGAUCACGGACUACCUCACGGCAAAGUUGCUGAUGUUGAUGCACCGGAUUCGGAAAGCCAACUUGUUACACCUAUAAAAGCUGGGCAAUAUUCAGAUAUUCUGUCCUCGAUUCCGUCGUCGGACUCUCAUCCAACUGAAGAUGAGCUCGUUGCUUUUCAACUAUUUUGUGACAUGGAGGAGCAAAUUCGCGAUACUAGCCCAGAAACGCCCGACCUGGUUAAUGGGCCAUCACUCCCCAUUCCACACUCUCCUGAGAAGCAAGCACCAAGGAUUCUAGAAAAUGUUGGCAUCGAUAAUACCACAAAGUAUGAUGCACAAAAGAAGGAGGAGAUGGAGCAUGCCGAUGCAAUUCGAAAUGCUCCGAUUGAAUCACCUACCAUAUUUCAACCGAAUACCAAUGCUAUUGGCCUUCGUAGCCGCCUAUCGUAUUUCUCUCCUUUGUCCACUCUCGCUGAUAGUUUCAACAAGAUGACAGAUACCAUAUCCGUAGUUAUCUCAUGUUCGAAAAUAUCACGGUCGCGGAGUGGACCCCGGGAGUAUUAUACGACACUACAUCUCACAGAACCUUCUAUGUCUGGCAUAACUGUAUGUGCCCAAAUCUUCCGACGCACGAAAUCAUCGCUCCCCAUCGCAAAAAAAGGGGAUGUAAUCCUCCUUCGUGAUUUUAAAGUUCAGAGCAUGGACCACAAAAUGAUGCUUCUCAGCAUGGCUUCUAGUGCGUGGGCCGUCUUCUCUAAGGGAGGCGAUACGAAUGUGCAGAUGAAUGGGCCUCCUGUUGAAUUUGGCACAGAGGAGCGUGAAUACAUUGCUUCUCUACGGCAAUGGUAUCAGGACGAAGGGGAGCAGCUUGCGGCGAAAUACGAGUACUUGGAAAUGACACGCGGCAGUGCUGGGACAAGCAUUUCUAUCUCCAGUGCAUCUAGUAGCAGCCCAAACGGAGGCAGGGGGAGCAUUUUCAAGAAAUUUGCGCGGUCGAAGAAGCCGAGACAUCGUCGGAUUACUAUUCAUGAAUUGCGGGAUGGGCAGCGGUAUGCAGAGGUUGGUUCGCCGGCAGAUAAGGAGACGAUUCACGAGCUAAGGGAUGGUACUGUUUAUGCCAAUUUGUGA
Molecule: messenger RNA, 3516 nt
Organism: Histoplasma mississippiense
Lineage: Eukaryota; Fungi; Ascomycota; Eurotiomycetes; Onygenales; Ajellomycetaceae
Exons: 3
Coding region: 1-3516 (1171 amino acids)
Biological process (GO): telomere maintenance
Cellular component (GO): chromosome, telomeric region
Molecular function (GO): DNA binding
Source: RefSeq, a predicted model, not a curated record